This is a messenger RNA of Dovyalis caffra, 1884 nucleotides long. The record is from the annotation of a GenBank genome assembly. Lineage: Eukaryota; Viridiplantae; Streptophyta; Magnoliopsida; Malpighiales; Salicaceae.
AUGCCACCACUACACCUGUCUUCAAGGUUCACUUCUAUACCUCAUCCUCUCAUAAACCUCACCGCCACAAAAAGACCAAUCUCCUCCACCGCAAUCACCAUGUCCCUCUCUUCUUCACCAUCACCAUCAAUAGCGAACAACCCCAAAGAACACAAAGACACAGAAAAACUAAUAGCCCAAGUCUUAAAAUACCACAACCAAACCAAACACUUCUUUACUAACUAUGCUAGAGGCCCUCGUGGUCUUGACUGGGCUAACCAGCCUAACCCAUUUAGACGUUACAUUUCUUCUCCACUUUUCUCCCUCCUUCACUUCCCCAUUGAAAAUAAUCAAAAUUCUGCUCCUUUGUAUCAUUCUCUUUUUAAUUCACUUCCAUCUCCAUAUCCCAUUUCUAAAACCUCAAUUUCUCAGUUGUUUUACGAUUCUUUAGCUUUAUCUGCUUGGAAAACUACUGGGUUUUCUACUUGGUCUCUCAGGGUAAAUCCCAGUAGUGGCAAUUUGCAUCCGACAGAGGCUUAUAUUAUUAGCCCAGCAAUUGAUUCAUUUUGUGAUUCUGCUUUUGUAGCACAUUAUGCACCAAAAGAGCAUUCUUUAGAACUUAGAGCGAAAAUUCCAGAUACUUUUUUGCCUAGUUUUUUUCCGAGUGAUGCGUUUUUGAUUGGGUUUUCAUCCAUUUUUUGGCGGGAGGCGUGGAAAUAUGGAGAGAGGGCGUUUAGGUAUUGCAAUCAUGAUGUGGGUCAUGCUAUUGCUGCUAUUUCAAUUGCUGCAGCUGAGCUUGGUUGGGAUGUGAAGUUGCUUGAUGGGUUAGGGUUUAAGGAGUUAGAGAGGCUAAUGGGGCUUGAAAUUAAUCAGGGGUUUCGAAUCCCAGACAAGCCAAUUAAAGGUAAGUUUCCUGAGAUUGAAUUUGAGCAUCCAGAUUGUGUGCUUGUUGUUUUUCCUAAUGGUGUUAAUGAUUUUAAUGUGAAUUAUAAGGAAUUGAGCUCGGCAAUAAUGGAAUUUGGGAAUUUUGAGUGGAUAGGGAAGCCAAAUUCGCUUAGUAAAGAGCAUAUUUGUUGGGAUGUAAUUUAUAGAACUGCAGAAGCUGUUAAAAAGCCCUUAAAGAUAUAUGAUAGGUUUUUGGUUGAUAAAUUUCAGAGCAGUGGGAUUUGUAGUGAAGGGUCUUAUAGGGGUUUUAGUGUUAGGGAAGUUGUUAGGAAGAGGAGGAGUGCAGUGGAUAUGGAUGGAGUUACUAAAAUGGAGAGAGAUACAUUUUAUCAGAUUAUGUUGCAUUGUCUUCCUUCUGGUCAUGGAAGUGGAGAGAAGCAGAAGAGGCAAUUAGCAUUGCCAUUUCGGGUGCUUUCAUGGGAUGCUGAGGUGCAUUCAGUUUUGUUUGUGCAUAGAGUGGUUGGGUUGCCGAAAGGGUUGUAUUUCUUGGUGAGGAAUGAAGAUCAUUUGGAUGAGCUUAAGAAAGCCACAAGGGCUGAGUUUAAGUGGGAGAAACCAGAGGGAUGUCCUGAUGACUUGCCCUUGUAUGAACUUGCAAGGGGUGAUUGCCAGCAGAUUGCCAAACAGCUUUCGUGCCAUCAGGAUAUUGCUGGUGAUGGGUGCUUCAGCCUUGGUAUGGUGGCUCAUCUUGAGCCUACUUUGUGCAGCAAGGGUGCUUGGAUGUAUCCCCGGUUGUUUUGGGAGACUGGAGUUCUUGGCCAGGUUUUGUACCUCGAAGCACAUGCAGUCGGCAUUUCUGCUACUGGGAUUGGUUGUUUCUUUGAUGAUCCUGUGCAUGAAAUUCUUGGACUACGAGGAUCAAACUUUCAGAGUCUGUAUCAUUUCACUGUUGGAGGCCCUGUUUUGGACAAGCGGAUAAUGAGCCUGCCAGCUUAUCCUGGCCCGAGCGUCGAUGCUUGA